This is a messenger RNA of Capsicum annuum, 2003 nucleotides long. RefSeq names its product probable xyloglucan galactosyltransferase GT19. Gene Ontology annotation, molecular function: glycosyltransferase activity. The coding region runs from base 429 to 1754 and encodes 441 amino acids. The record is from RefSeq and is a predicted model, not a curated record. NCBI's taxonomy places the organism in Eukaryota, Viridiplantae, Streptophyta, Magnoliopsida, Solanales, Solanaceae. The transcript has a single exon.
AAAAAUCAUAAAACUCCCCACAACGCAGCAAGAAAAAGAAUACAAGUUUUAUCAUCACAGUGACCGCAGAGGAUUUUUCUCCAUAGCUAUCUCUACCUAUUGGUCCUUCAACACUAUUUUCAGAUUCAUAUGACUUGGUCUUAUUCUUCCUUCAACUAACUACCAUCUUGUUUGCCACCAUUUUCUCCAAUCUUGCAAAAACCCCAUCUCAUAUUUUUCAGAUUUUUGUGUUUUGAUCUAGAUUUUGAUGUUUUUUGAAGAAGGUGAACACAACCCAUACACUCUUUUUGUCCUUUCAAUUCAAGAUUCACUUUUUCAAUUCUGUGUAAAGAUUGAGUUUUUUUUUUUUAUUGGCCUUUUGAUUCAAGAUUCACUUUUCAAUUCUUGAAUUUUUUUUGUUGGGGUGAAGAUUGAGUUUUUUCAAGAAAAUGAUCACCAAUUUCAUCACCCUUUUCUUUAUAUGUGUGUUUUUCCUCUUUACCUUGUCUGUCAUUUGCCAAGAUUCUGAUAUUGAAACUGAUUGUACGAAUAGAUGGAUCCAUAUAAGACGUCUACCACCUCAGUUUAAUCUUGAUCUUUUAUCAAAUUGUUCUGAAUAUCCUUUGUUUGACAAUUUCUGUCCUUAUUUAGCUAAUCAUGGUUUUGGUAAAAAGACUCAUAAUAAAUCUCAUAGUUGGUAUCGUACUGACCCUUUUAUGCUUGAACUUAUUUUCCAUCGUAGGAUGCUUGAAUACCCUUGUUUAACAUCUGAUCCUAGUCUUGCUAAUGCUAUUUAUGUUCCUUAUUAUGGUGGUCUUGAUAGUCUUAGGUUCUUGUAUGGUCCUGAAGUUAAUUCAAGUUAUCAGCAUGGUUUGGAUUUGUAUGAGUAUUUGGUACAUGGUGAUUUGCCUGAUGUUUGGAGUAGACAUUAUGGUCAUGAUCAUUUUAUGGUUAUGGCUAGGCCUGCUUGGGAUUUUAGUCAACCCUUGAAUAGUGAUCCUCUGUAUUUUGGUACAUCAUUUCUUGAAUUGCCUGAGUUUUACAAUGUUACUGCAUUGACACUUGAAGGUAGAGCUUAUCCUUGGCAAGAACAAGCUAUUCCGUAUCCUACUUCAUUUCAUCCGCCGAAUUUAGCAUUUUUCGAGUCUUGGGUGAAUAGGGUAAGGAGGUCUAGGAGGACUGCAUUGAUGUUGUUUGCUGGUGGUGGUGGAAUUUCAGCCAAUCCUAAUGUUAGGAGAAGUAUUAGACUUGAGUGUGACAAUGUGACAAGUUUGAGUGCUAAUGGCACGGGGUACGAUAAAUUGUGCGACUUUGUUGAUUGUUCUAAUGGGGUUUGUCAACAUGAUCCUAUAAGGUUUAUGAAGCCAAUGUUGCAAGCUAGCUUUUGUUUGCAGCCUCCAGGGGAUACUCCAACAAGACGAUCCACGUUCGAUGGGAUUCUUGCAGGGUGCAUUCCUGUGUUCUUUGAAGAUUUGUCCGCGAAAAAGCAGUAUGGAUGGCAUUUGCCAGAGGAGAAGUAUGAAGAAUUUUCAGUGUUUAUAAGUAAAGAAGAUGUUGUGUUUAAGGGGUUGAGCAUUGUAGAUGUUUUAACAAGUAUACCACGAUCUCAAGUUAGGAGGAUGAGAGAAAAAGUUCUGGAAAUGAUGCCUAGAGUGAUGUAUAUAAAGCAUGGAAGUUCAUUGGGUUUGAGGACUAAAAAGGAUGCCUUUGAUAUUGCAGUAGAAUGUACUUUGGAAAGAAUCAAGUCUAGGCUUCAAGAAAUAGCAGCUCAAUAAUUAUUUAUCGACCGUGUUCUGUUCUAUCUCUUCGUGCUCUUGUUCAUCUGUUAUUACUAUUAUUUACGACACACCAAAUGGUGUAGAGAUAGUUUUAUAUUCCAUAGUUCCACUGAUAAUGAAUCAAUGUAUAGGCAAUCAAUAGUUUGUACAAGUAGUUGGAGCAUUUGUUUAGUAGUUGCCUGUCUUACGACUUUUGUUGCUCCUUCUCGUUGUUUAAUGUGCUUCAGCUAUCACGUUAUUUGGUUA